AUGGCAAAGGCAGACUCGAUACACAAUGGACUAAAAACAGACGCAACCGAUGACGUGGAAAAAUCGCUCGAACUGCUCGACAAGGUCCUAUCGGAGUUCGAGGAGGAGCCGGACCGCCUGAACCUUCACAACCACCACCACAACCACCACCAUCAUGCGGCGGUCGAGCCGGACAGCCCCUCGCAGGGCCACCAGUCUGAGGACGAUGGUUACAUGAGCAUGAACGGAAGAAGGGCAAAAUUUGUACCUGAUUUUCAACCGACAGACGAAGCCACCGGUGCACCGGUGUCGCAGCAACAGCAACCACAGCAGAUGCCACAGCUACAACAUCAACCACAGCUUCCGGUGCCGACCGAGGACGAAUCGUACUCUCCGCCGUCACCGGAGGAAGCGGAACGAAUAAUUUCCAAUUUGCUGCCAAGAAUUUCCCCAACGUCAUCGCCGAAGCGGCGGCUCGCGACGGAAAAUGGGCAGACGGAGUGGAACGGAAGGAGCCGAAACGAAUCGAUUCGCACCUCGGACGCGAUCAGCAUCGGCGACAGCGACACCUCCGGCGACAACAAACCGUCCUCGCACGAGGAAACAGUCGUGAGCAAAAGUCCGACCCAAACAACACUGCCAAAGACGCGUCCACCGAAUGCGAUGCCCCAGCGCUACGCAAGUCUUCCAUGUUCGAGCCCACCGAAGCUGCAGGAUUUUUCCGGCUCGAACGAUACCGGAGGCGGCAGUCUGGACGGUGGUCGGAACAAGCUCGGCAUCGGCAUCAGUGCCGUGCACGAUGCAGUGCUGCGGGGGAUGGCCCGAUUGCCCGAACCCAUCCUGAACGAACAUCCGGUAACGAUCUAUCCCGGUCGAGCCUCGCCGACGCGCCGCAUGCCACCCCGCACCCUGUCCGGCUCGAUGGAGCGCCAUCGGUUUCCAGCGUCCGACAACUCCACCUCCACGUCGCAGGAAAACUCUUCGCCCGAAAACAACGAGUCGGAGUACAACGAAUCGUCGCUCUCGCCGACACACGGCCACCUGCACCAGCUCCAGGGUGGUACACCGGUGAACUCGCUCAUCAGCCGAAUAUUCCACCAGAACCCGAACGCCCCGCCACCGCCACCCUCUUCGCACAACCCCUCAGGGCCCAUCGCAGGGUCACACCGAAGUCAGCGUAUGUCCGCCUCGGGUGUCCCCAUGGCGUGUGCUCCCUCGAGGCGUACGUCGGGGCGGGCGGACAGCGACGAGGAGCGGUUCUCCGACGACUCGCUGGAGGAAUCCUCCCUCCCGCCACCCCCGGGACCACCGACCGUUCCACCGCCACCGUCGCUGUCCGCGCCCGUCACACCCUCGAAGCGGCACAGCAUCGCCUGGGAGGUGAACCUGGACGAUCCGGCCAGCUUCGGCGACCCCCUGGUGACCGCACCCAAAAGCUCCACCACCGUCAGCUCGAAGGUUGUUGGCCGGCGGAAACUGGUCCCGAAGCACGCGACGAGUUCGCAGUCGAGCCUGGAGUCCACGCCGAGCAACGUCAAGAGCGAAUCGAACGAAUGGCCCGACCCACCGGACAUACCGGUAUGCAGCACCGAGGACGAGGCUGCCUCCAUCUACUCCGACUCCGACGACCUCAUCCCACACAUCCCCGAUAUCACCGGCCGCGGGACGUACAUUAUUCGCAAAGGACGACGGCAGCGGCAACGGCUGGCAAGCCUCGAAUCGGAGCCGGUCAACAACGGUGGCCCGGUGGUGCCAGCUGACGGUCAAUCGAAUCCAUCACACCAUCAACAUCGGCAACAACAACAGCAGGCUGUCAACGACGAUCACAUGCUCCGUGGGCUGCCGAGUCCGGUUUUCCCGGCGUCGAUGAUAACGCCCAAGUCGCGCCACAGUAUCGAUCUCGGGAUGUCCGGGUUGCCGAAGGCGGCACACGGCAUCAAACCGCCAUCCUCUGCCUCCAACCAGAAGCUACCCAACUCCGUACUUUCUCCAAGGUCACGAUUAUCAUUAGACUUAAGUUCACCUACUACCUCAGAGCUUUCAACUAAUGUUAUAAAAAUCACCACCCCGACCGGAAGCUAUCCUUCUCCGGCGUCGGCGCACCAUCACGGGCUCGUAUCGUCCCCGCUCGGUCCACCCAUCAACGGGCUUAUCAAUCCGGCCGCCAGCGCUGGCGGCAGUGGCAGCAAUAGCUUGAGCAAAGGCGCUGUCGGUGGUACGAGCGUUGUCACCGUCGGUCUUUCCUCCGGCGGCAAUCAACCACAAUCCAGCGGCUCGGGGCGGUACAGUGAGUUCAAAACGUACAACGCCACGUUCGAUGCACUCGAUGGUUCGGCGAGCGGCCCGGCCGGUGGUUCCAGCGCAGGCCAUCUGAACGGUUGCGGUCCAAACGGAGUGAACGGUUCCGGUUGCCCGAAUGGUUCGGAUAAUCCACUGCUGCGCGUUUCCUCGCUGCCCACCAUCACGCCGCCCCUCACAUCAUCCGCAACAGCUGACACGUUGUCAACGCCAAGGCGCGAACUGGCACCCCCUAUCGAAGAGGACGAAGAGGUGGACAGCGACACGCAGCGAGGAGUCCCGCUGCGCAAGAUAGAAGAUAACAUUAGUGCUUUAUUACGUGGUGAUAUAUCCGUUGCUAGAGUAGCCGACAUACCUCCAGCAAGACGUCCACUAGGUUUUCGUCUAGGUGUUCAUAAAUCAGAAAGUGCCAAAGAAAUGCUUCUCUCGCAAGCAGGCCUUGGACCGCUGCCACCAUCGCCACCAUCGUCCAGCCCGGAACCGCAGGACAGUGACGAGUUUCCACCGUUGCCUCCGUCGCCAACGGAAGAACCGGAGAUGCUGCACCAGAUGCACGGCAUCCGUAUCAGCUCACGCACCCGCACCAACGGUAGUAUCAAUGGGUCGGUAAAGAAAGACCCCAUGAUCCACGGCUACCGAGAGGAUCAUCCACCAGCCAUUCCACCCCAUCGUGGACCAUCGAUAAAUACACUUAAAACAAGAUCGAUGGAUGCCGGGUUCAGCAAGUCGUACAGAAACGGUUCCUUUGGUUCGUCCACAUCACCCCACGCCCCCGGUACACUUCCUCCCGAUUUGCCCGGUUGCAAUUCGCGACGAAGAGUUAUCACCGGCGGCUACCAGAAGCGCACCGCCCAGAGUCCCCGCGAGGAGAGAUCGCUGCAAACGUCCUGCAGCCUGCCCGAAACACCCAUCUUUGCCAGAGGCUGUGACAUACCGCGUACACCACACCGACGCGCUCCGGAAGUUCCACCGCACGGUAGCGGAAGCCGCACGGCACCAAGAACUAACUCUACCACUAGCAGUCUUGGAUCCUCCGUCGUGGGCAUCAGUGCCUCGACCACGAUCGGCAGUCGACAGCGUAGCAUCAGCCAGGCGCUGGCCAACGGGGAGAUGCUGCGGCUGGCCGGCGGCCCCGCCCGGGGCUGGUACCCGAAGCAGCGCCACCCGAGACCGGCCUCGACCGAGAACCUGGACCGGCUCCAUCCGCAGGGAUCGCUGCGCGCCUGGGAGGCAGCGGGUACGGGUAGCCGCAAACCGCUCACCCUACCACCAAAUCUCACACCCAAAUUUUUCAACAAGUCACCGCGUGAGGCACUGCGCCGGGUUACUAGUUUGCUCAUUCGCAAAGGCAAUUCCGGGACGAAGGAAAAGGAAUCGAAGAAGGACAGGGAGCAACAGCAGCAACUCCAGCUCCAGCAGCAGCAGCAGCAUCAUCAUCAUCAGCAGCAGCAACAGCAGUACCACUAUCAGCAGCACCAACACCAUCAGCAGCCACACCAUCCCCAGCCGCACCAUCGGGACUCGCCAUCCGUCUUCCUGCAGCGUUCGCCCGGUUCCGACGUGGCCGACUCGCGUACCUUCCCGCAGCACUCCGGCUCCCAGCACACGACACCGACGACGCAGAAGAAAAAAGGUUUCUUCAAGAGCUUCUGGAAAAAGUCGCGCCACUAUUCGCUCGAGAAGCAGUAAAUCGCCGGCGAAAACACUACACUUUGCGAAGGUAAAAGUUAAAACAUUUUAAAAAGCACUCGUCUGGCAGCUAGAAAAGAUGUUGUGUCGCUAGGAAGCGAAACUGAAAGCAUCCCCGAGGGAAAGACAGUCCAAGAAAAAAAAAGAGGAAUGAAUGGCCAAAAACACGCAAACGAAUUUGCCACGGAGAGAACAACACGCGUCGGUAGGUACUUUUGACCUUUGACCCAUCGGAAUUUUACUACCGUCUGUGGUGGCCAUUUUCGCCCCCCCCGGAUGAUGAUGAUGAUGUUGUGGGAGGGUUUUCCCUCCCAGCACCAUUUUGUUUCACUCACGCUUUCUUUCUCUCCCUCGCUACGUAUCGGGAAUUUAAACCCUUUGGAGAAAGAAAGAAACAAGCGGUGCUUAACUGUCGAAAAAGGGUGAGGGAAAGAACACAAAUUUAAUCUACAAGAAAUCGAAGAAAUUUCUACAAACAAGAAGAACAAGAGGAAACCAAUUUUGAGAGAAACAACAAAAAGCAAAAACAUAUAAAAUUUAUCGAAAGAACGGCAGACGUAAUAACAUAUACAGGAGGAACGUGGACGGAGCUGUAGAACUAGAAGUGGUAGAUGGGAGAAGAAAAAAACUAAACUAGUAGCACGAACGAUGGAAACCAAUCCUCAGAGCUUUCGUCCUUAAUGUGUCAAAGUGUUGCCAUGAACAAAAACAAAAUGAAACAGAGCGCACAAUUUUACUACCGUUCAUUCCCAUCGUCACAUAUUCGCGAGCGUGUUGGAAAUAAAAAAAGGGAAUAAAAAAUCAACCCGUACGGAGGAGGAGAGACAACAGAGUUGUUGGAAAUUAGAAAGACGAAGAGGCGACGGAAAUCAUCAGAAACGUUUACAAGGAGAAGUUCACACACGGUUCACAGUAGAAUAGGACUAGGGAAGCAAGGAGACGGGAAACGUUUGUCCCAAUAGAAUAUACACAUUUUAUCGCGAGUAAUUAAAAAAAGUCACAUAACACACUUAAACACACACACACACACAAAAUCAGAGAAGUUCCACGCUAAGGCGAAAACAAUACUUGAAAAAAAAGUUAACAAACACAUCUUCAUUAAAACAUCUUCUUAGUUGCUUCUAUUUUACUUCGUUUUAAUUUUCAAAUAUUUUAUGAUAAUUAAAGAGAUUUUUUGUAUCUUUUGUUUUACUUUUAUUUCUUUAAUUUUACCCAUUUUAACCUGAAAGAUCUUACCGCACUUUUCAGAUUUGUUUGAGUUCCAAGAUAUGUUUUGACUUCACUCAAAAGUUUUAUCAAAUUGUAGAACCCUGCCCGACCCUUUAAAUAAUCAACGCAAACGACAAAACAAGAAUAAAACGAGAACUAAAACAAUAGUAAGAAGGGGAAAAUAUGAAAUUUAGGAGCUGGCAUUAGACAAGUGAGUCGAAUCUGGUAAGAAAUGUGUGAAUAUUGCCAAUUGAAAGUGAUAGAAAAGAUUAGGAAAUAUCCCGCAACACUACUGCUGUAGGGACAGGGAAAACAAUGAAAAGGGAAACAGUGAGUCGACAAAAGACAAGAAAAUUAAUGCAAUUUCAGCAAGUUAAAGAACGAACGAAAAUCAUUGUUGUAGGAAAACGAAGCGAACCCAAACAAACACUAAUCAGUGUGCAUUGGGGGUAGCGAAAAAAACACCCCAAACUUUCCCGAUGACUCACCGAAAACGGUAAGUUCAAGGGUUAACGGGUUCGCGUUCGUUGAUUCCAGAAGUUUUGCAAAACUUUGUUCAUUUGCCAAAAAAAAUGCAAUGGCAAUGAAAAAGGAUAAAGAAAGACAUAGAGGGAAGCACAAUAAUUCAAACAAAAAUAAGCUGAGAGGGAAAAGGUCUCCGAUCUUAAGCGGGAAAGAGGUUAGAUAAAGUUGUAAGUUGUUGUAGGAAAAGAAAAACAAAGAUGUGACGACGGUGUGUGUACCAUUUUAUUCUAUUUGUUUUCCGGAAAAGGAUUUCCCUUCCCUCAUUGAACCUCCACGGAAAUGUUUUCUUUUCAAUUUGCUCCGGUGUAACCCUAUUCGUUUCGUUGCACUGAUGACUGAUGUGACCAUUUGUUUUUCCUUUCCCAGGUGGUUCAACUGUUUGUGCCACUUCUGUUUGAUUCUCUUGCGCUCCCAUCACUGGUUUACAGAUGUGCGUUUUGUAGAUUGAACUAUAUUGUACAGGCUGUUUAAAAUUUUGUUACAUGCAUACUGAGAUUAUAAUGGAUCUUUUUUGUUUAUUUUAUUGGUCGGUUUUGUUAACGUUUUGUUUUAGUUUUCCCAUAGUUUCAACGAAGUCUUUCUGCUCGUUUCGUAACAUGGUUUUUUUGUUUCCACUCUCGAUAGUGAUAGUUUCAUCGUCGAUAGGAAGUUUGUUAUUCUGUAAAGUAGUUUAUAUCUAUUUUUAAUUAUAAGUUAAGCAAUACUAAAGGGACGAUUCCCGGAACUUAUCAACUCUAUUCGAAAACCAACAAAAAAAAAACAAAAAACACAUAAAAGUGAAAGCAAAGUUAAACUAAACUAACGAGAGAGGCGUACAAGGGACGAGAAUCGACAAGAAAUGGAUAUAGAAAAGUGCGGACUAGAAUGGUGGUUGCGGAAACGCAAAUCCGGAAGUUGGCGCCAGCGGGUUUUAGGCAACGUCAAACCACACUUGUAACAUGCUUCCAGCGAGAACCAAACUAACAAAACCAAACCUGCAUUGCAUCCAUUGCGAAACGAACAAAAAAAAAGACGCAAAGAAAAACAUUAUUAACAGAACCAUUUAACAAUGUAAAACAGCAGCAUCUUUCCUACUCGAAAUUGCGCACGAAAUCGACGUCAUGCGCCCCUUACUUGAAAGGGAAAAAAAACCUCCUCAAACUCACAUUGCACUACAGCAAACAACAAACGAACAAAACAAAAAAAAACAAACGGAAGAAAAACCCCAAAAGUGUAUCUCAGAUUUUGCUUACAUUUGUAUCGAAAGUUAGCGUAAAUAAAAA
Anopheles coustani is the source of this 6962-nucleotide messenger RNA. RefSeq names its product nascent polypeptide-associated complex subunit alpha, muscle-specific form. The transcript has 17 exons. Bases 1 to 3966 code for a protein of 1321 amino acids. The record is from RefSeq and is a predicted model, not a curated record. NCBI's taxonomy places the organism in Eukaryota, Metazoa, Arthropoda, Insecta, Diptera, Culicidae.